AUGUCUACACUGAGAGAGAGCUCACACGUGAGCAGAAAGUACGUGAGUCAUGGCGGCGCUAUAUCCGGACAGGGCCACUCUGCGAACUCGAGCAACAGCCUCGAGAACAACUUGGUUAACUCUCAUCUGCGGUGCCCUCCACCCCCGCCUCUUCGUAGUCAUACUCUGGAGUAUGGAUACUCGGUACCGGACGCUCUUUUGGAAGAUCUACAAACCAGCGUAUCCAGAAGCGCAACACCCAGUGGCCGAAGGCCUUACUCGCCUCAGGUCGAGUCUAUUUCCCCGACACGAACGAGUACGACCACUAGGGAAAAGUACGUGAGCACAGGACCCAGCGGAGUAGGAAGCGGAAUACCAGGCUUGGAGGCACUGGACGCUGAAUUACGAAACUUCAACAAGAGCCAGGACGGCAAGCCAGUAGACUCAUAUGGAACAACGGACAGAGCCUUCACAACCAACACUUCACCCUUCUCAGAUGACAUACAUGAGGCGAGCUAUGAAGAAAUCCAUAGGAAGCGAAAGAAUGCCGAGAAAAUCACUAAGACAUCGGCGGUUAACAGAGAGCUGGUGUAUGGCGACACUUAUUCGUCAUCUCGCUCAAAACAGGCAUCACCACUUCCGGGAGCACAAACGCGAGACGUUAAAAUAAUUCGCGAAGCUACUAAGUACGGAAUCGAGCAAGUACCAGUGCCAUCUCCAACAUCAACAAUUCCCUUGAAUUUGGCCCCAGGUCCAAACACCAAGGUCACCACGACGAUAAAAACGUACACCUACGAAUUGCCAGGAGCUCCAGAAAUUUACUUACCACCCGGCCACUCAGGCACUGACCAGACAGUGACCUACAAGCUGGACAAAACCCUGGAGCGAUCUGCGAGCCCAAUCAGGUACACGAGCACGCCCGAGAUAAAUCAAAAGUCCUCGAUCCUGCACAAAGAGUCCAAGUACUACCAGGAAGAUCUGCGCGGGUCUCCAACUUACAGGAAGCCCAGCUCGCCUUACUCAGCGGGACCGUCUCCUACGCCGACGAACCUGGAGACGACGACCACCCGGAAGGAGAACUUCUACAUCAGAGACGAUCGUUAUGAAAACGGAUACCUGCCUGUCGACAGGACAGACUAUCCCGGGUAUCAGAGCCACCCCCACCCACCGUACACCGAAACCACAACGACGACGAUGAUUGACAGGAUCGAGGAACAUUUUCCAGACAAGCCGGCUUCUCCGUCACGCAGCUACUACACAGCAACGCCUCCAAUCACGCCUCAGUCGGCCAAUGUUUAUAAAUACUCCAAGGAGUCCUACAGCAAUCACCAUGCCAGCGACCGCGAAGUACUUUUACCGAAACCCUUUCCCACAGGCACGCAACUCUAUCCCGUAAACGGAAAAGGGCCCAGCAACGGCCAGGGACCGCCCGCUAAACUUGAUGAUCUUAUGGCUUCCUUCUCAGAAUCAGAGCGUGAAGUGUUAGUUGACAUAAAGCGUGAAGAGCAGAUGCAACGAAAAAAUAAAACACAAGAAAACGGGGUCCCCAAGAAGGGAGUUGAUUUUAUCAGUCAUACACCUCCGAAAGUGCAGAGUAAAAACGUCGCGGGUCCUCCUGUUUACUAUCCGCCUGGCUCCGCGGAGUUUACCAAGAAAGAGGAAGGAGCUAUGAUGCAAGCAAGUGGCGAAUGGGCGAGGGCGAGAGGCCAGUAUGAGUAUGAGGCAUCAAGCAAAACUAAAACAAAACAAUCAAGUGGAAAAGCUGUUGUUCCUGUGUGUCUUCCUCUCUGUUGUGCUCUUCCUUGCGUUAUAAUGUAA
Molecule: messenger RNA, 1797 nt
Organism: Cotesia congregata
Lineage: Eukaryota; Metazoa; Arthropoda; Insecta; Hymenoptera; Braconidae
Source: the annotation of a GenBank genome assembly